Molecule: messenger RNA, 3595 nt
Organism: Dromaius novaehollandiae (emu)
Lineage: Eukaryota; Metazoa; Chordata; Aves; Casuariiformes; Dromaiidae
Product: ceramide glucosyltransferase-like
Exons: 9
Coding region: 478-1623 (381 amino acids)
Biological process (GO): glucosylceramide biosynthetic process
Cellular component (GO): membrane
Molecular function (GO): ceramide glucosyltransferase activity
Source: RefSeq, a predicted model, not a curated record
UUCCCUGUGGCCAGCUGGGAAGAGCAGCAUGUGGGUGGGUCGCAGAUGAGUGUCUCUCCAGUGCAGCAGGUGCUGAAAAUGAAGACGAUGAUGAUUUUCACCAUGCUUUUCCCCUAGCGCUAUAUACUUUUCAUUGGGACCUGCUCAAACUCCCUAUUGGUUGUUCCUGCUUGUGACACUAUUAGCACUGGUUGGAGCAUGCUAAUUAGGCAUCAGUGUUGCAUAUUAAUCUGCUGUUAAGUCUCUGUGCACAUGUAUAAUUGGAUAGUAUUUAUUGAGUAUUUAAAUGACUAUUGUCUACUUUGUUGUGCACUAUGCUUGGUUUUCUCUAGUAUAAACUAAAAUCUGCAAAAUGAGAAGUGAAGGAAAGAGGUGUUUCUAACACCAGUAGUUGCUUCUCAUGAGAACUUGCCAUAACACCGAUAUCAGUGUUUUGCAGGUACGAGGCCAUGAGACCAACAGCACCAGAAUAACAGCAUGGGAACGCAAGGGAAAACUGCCACAGAGGCUCUGGAAAAACUGCCACAGCAGCUUAGACGCCUCCACCUCAAUAAGAAAGCAAUAGACAAACAACUAUAUAGCAAGCCCCCUGGUGUUUCACUUCUAAAGCCAUUAAAAGGUGUGGAUCCUAAUCUGAUCAACAAUUUAGAAACCUUCUUUGAGCUGGAUUAUCCCCAAUAUGAAGUACUGCUCUGUGUACAAGAUCAUGAUGAUCCAGCUAUUGAAGUGUGCAAAAAGCUCCUUGGCAAAUACCCAAAUGUUGAUGCUAGACUGUUCAUAGGUGGUAAGAAGGUUGGUAUUAACCCCAAGAUUAAUAACUUAAUGCCAGGAUAUGAAGCUGCCAAAUAUGAUCUCAUAUGGAUUUGUGAUAGUGGAAUCAGAGUAAUACCAGACACGCUGACAGAUAUGGCCAAUCAGAUGACUGAAAAAGUAGGCUUGGUCCAUGGAUUGCCUUAUGUAGCAGACAGACAGGGUUUUGCUGCUACUCUUGAACAGGUUUAUUUUGGCACUUCUCAUCCAAGGUCAUAUAUUUCAGCUAAUGUAACUGGCUUCAAAUGUGUAACGGGAAUGUCUUGCUUGAUGAGAAAGGAUGUUUUGGACCAAGCUGGAGGACUGAUAGCUUUUGCACAGUAUAUUGCUGAAGAUUAUUUUAUGGCCAAAGCUAUAGCUGACCGGGGCUGGAAACUUGCGAUGGCCACACAAGUUGCCAUGCAAAACUCUGGUUCAUAUUCUAUUUCUCAAUUUCAGUCCAGAAUGAUCAGAUGGGCUAAGCUGCGAAUUAACAUGUUGCCUGCUACAAUAAUUUGUGAGCCAAUCUCAGAGUGCUUUGUUGCCAGUCUAAUUAUUGGAUGGGCAGCUCAUCAUGUUUUCAGAUGGGAUAUAAUGGUAUUUUUCAUGUGUCACUGUUUGGCAUGGUUUAUAUUUGACUACAUUCAACUAAGAGGUGUUCAGGGUGGUGCUUUAUGUUUUUCAAAACUCGAUUACGCAGUAGCUUGGUUCAUCAGAGAAUCCAUGACAGUAUAUAUUUUUCUAUCUGCCUUGUGGGACCCCACUAUUAGCUGGAGAACAGGACGCUACAGAUUACGUUGUGGAGGCACCGCAGAAGAAAUCCUUGAUGUAUAGCCACAGCUUUCUGACUGUAAAUGUGAACAUUUUCACAUUCAAGAGGAAAAAGUAUUAAAAAUUAUGUUUUAUAUCAACACUUUUGGAAGAAAAAAAACCCUACCUUCAAUAGUUUUUUGCAUGGCUCUUGCAUCUGUGAAAAAUACAUCUGUAGUCUUGGCCAAGCAGUACCUUGCUCUUCUGUACAAAAGGAAAGUGAGAGAAUCCAUUUUACAUAUGAAUGCUCUGCAGUAAACUCUAAAAAGACAGUAUCAUCCAAGAUAGGAACAGCUUCUUACUUCAUGGUAUGUUAGCCUAGUAAACCCAGGGGUCAAAUGGCCAUUGGUGCAGCGGGAUUGCAUGAGGCUAGACCUAGUAAAAUCACAGUAAAACUACAACUGACUUCUGUAAUAUCUUAAAAGAUUGAGCUAGUAACAAGACAGGGGGAGGGGGCUCUCAAAUGCCUUAUGCCUACUUCUUGUAGUUGCUGCAGAGCAAAAUGAAUGGGUAGGUAACUAGGCCUUGCAAAAUCAAAAACUAAACUAAAGCUGGAGUCUAUAUGAAAUAUUUUUGUCUACUUUCAAUGAACCAAAAUGGACUGAGUUUGAUUGGGUCAGUUGGAGGGAGUGUUGAGGGCAUCUUUUGCUCAACUCUAAUCUUGUUCUGUCUUGAACCCUGUUAAUCACUGUGCUGUAAUUAGCUUAGUUGGUCCCCUUCACUAUUCCCAUCUGUUUUUUAAGGGAGUGGUUCUGUUUUUUGUGUGAGUGAAUGUUUUGAUAGGGGAGUGUGUGUGUAUUUGUGUGGGGUGGGGAGCAGGAAUACAUUUCAGAAACAUUUCACACAAACUAUUUUCUUACACAAUGUCUUAUUGUUAAUAAGAAUGUAAUUUCAUGAUAGUCUAGUCUUUAAAUUGGAUUUUUGUAUUCCAGUGGUAUGACCAAAAGGACUAGACUAUAACCAAGAUGUAAAUGCAUGAUGCAUUCUAUCCCUCUCUGCUCCUUGUAGCUUGUUUUGCAACCUCAUUGUAAGACUGUUCUUGUGGUGAACUGGACUUGUGUGGGUUUUUAUUUUGUUUAAACUUUUUUAAAAAUUUAAAGAAAACAACAUGGAAAGCAAAGUUAGAGGGGGAUGUCCCAUAAGCCUUUUGUUUUUGCAAUUAUAUUUAUGCUGUACUUUUUUUUUUCUUCUUCAGAAUGGAUUGUCACCAUGAAUGAUCUGCUAAUUGCAGGGCUAACAAUGCUGAUCUGGCAUCUUUUAAAAGUUGGACAACACCUUUAUGUUAAAGCAUAAUGUGUAGCAUAUUAGCAAUAAUGAUAUGUAUUUAUAAAAAUUGAUAUUUUUCACCUUAUUGAGCCAAUCCAUUAACCUUACAUUUGAUACACACACAUGUAAUGCUUUUGGUGUAAGUUCCAUUCUUUUCAUGUGAAUCAGGAGGACACUUUCUUCCUGAGGAAAGCUGCACACUGAGAGCCAAUCUAGUUGUGACCCAAUGAAAGGUUUUGCUCUUAAUAUCAGUUCUGUAUAGCUGAAUUUUGCUGACAAUAUUUGUUUUUUCAUUUGUUUCAUGAAGUUUGAUGCCAUUCACUGUGCUGCUAAUGUGAAGCCUAGCUUGUAACUUAACUUUAUGCCGAUUUCUAUGCAGGCAGUAUAACAGAAAAUUUUAAAAGGCUGAACAGACUUCAUUUAAAAAAAAAAGUUCUGUAGUUAAGGAUAAUCAUUGUCUUGAUGGGUGCUUUUGCAUUAGUGGAGCUUUCUUUAGUUAAGAAAACUGAAGCUUCACCUAUGUAAAUAGCUUGAUUUUAUGUACUGUUUGGUUGAUUAUGAAUUGGAAGCAAUACUGUCAAAUCUUGUAGAAGCUGCUGCAACAGAAUUGCAUAAGUAAAAAUGGCUAAUUUUAAAAAGUCAUAUUGAUCAACGGAUGUGUGGAAUAUACCAUGUUUAUUUAAAAUCAUUGCCUUUUUGUUUAAAAAUAAAUUUUGAUUAGUGUUUGGAA